Mytilus trossulus (common blue mussel) is the source of this 1578-nucleotide messenger RNA. Its product is annotated as tetraspanin-1-like. The record is from RefSeq and is a predicted model, not a curated record. Gene Ontology annotation, cellular component: plasma membrane. NCBI's taxonomy places the organism in Eukaryota, Metazoa, Mollusca, Bivalvia, Mytilida, Mytilidae. Bases 459 to 1319 code for a protein of 286 amino acids. The transcript is spliced from 8 exons.
AUUAUUCGAAAAGACUUGCAAAAUUUCAUAAAUUUGGUGCAAAAUGACGGUAGGCAUGGAUAACAUAAACAAGCUCCGUUGGAAGUUGGUCAUGAUACUAUUUGGCUUUAAUUUUUAAAACAGAAUAAUAAAGUACUAACACAACAUAUAACUGUUUUAUCCAGGUUUUUAUCUUAAAAAGUGGUAAAUUCAGAAAAUGUUAAUAUUUUCGCCUAUGGCAGAAUAAAUAGUACCGUUUUCCCUUGAAUUAGAUUGUCAAUUUAAUGUGUCUGUGUAAAGGGCUAAAUAUACGUGCUACUUUAUUAUGUGUUAGAGUAAUCUUUGUGGUAUAUCUAUUAGUUUUAUUAAAGGUAUUUUAAAUAUUCGGUAAUAUUGACAAUCAGACAAAUAUCUACAGGAGAGUGAAUGAUGUUGAUGUGACCAACUGAACUAUUAAUGCAAAAAUUAUUUCUAUCACGAUGAGUUUAGAAUGCAUGGGACGUAUGUUCGUGGCUUUGUUCAAUUUAUUUUUCAUGUCCCCUAGCCUUUCCUUGAUAGCUGCAGGUGUAGUUGCCAAACUAGCAUCGGAUAUGGAUUUUAUAAAUGGACUUGAAGAUCAAGUUAAAGAAUAUUUAAAUUCUACGACAGCGAAUAUUGGAACUUCAAACAACGGAAUCAACGAUUUGUCCAUUACUGAGUAUUUAGAUGGGAUGGCCCUUAUAUUCAUUAUUUCUGGUUGCGUUUUGUUUUUCUUGUCAUUUUGUGGUUGUUGUGGAGCCUUGUGCAAUUCUAAAACAGCAAUGACUAUCUACGCCAUGAUUAUAACAGUAAUAUUCGUUGCAGAAAUUAUUGUCGUGAUUUUACUGUAUGCUGCAAACACGAUUCAAGAUGCUAUCAAGGAUGUUUUAUUUGAAUCAUUGGAAAAUUAUAAAGGGCUAGGAAACUUUGAUGUUACAACACUUGGGUGGAUGUUUUUCAUGAAAGAGAUGAACUGUUGUGGUGUUAAUGGGUAUUGGGAUUUCAAUAGUACACACACAGAUAACUGGAGAAAACCUGGAUUGGUGAGCACUCACCUAGAUGCACCCAUCGUAUGCUGUGUUACAGAACCACUAAGCCCUUCUUAUACUGAUACAAGUUGUGCACGCGAAGAAACCUGUGAUAUUCAUACACAGGGAUGUUUUGCUGCAGUAUGGGACGCUAUAAUGGGCAACUCAUUGAUUACAGGAACAGUGUUUCCUGUGGCAUUUGUUUUCCAGUUGUUGCUGAUUAUAUUUUCGUGCAUGUUGAUCGCCGGACAUAAGGAUAAAAAGCAAACUGGCGGGAGCGUGUAUGUGGAUUAGAAUAUUAACGUAUUGUGACGUUUGAUGAGGGGAAAACGCUCGAUAAUUUGUAUCAAAAUAUUUCUUAUUUGAUUUAUAUGUUGUUGUAUUUUGACGAAAGUAUUGUACUUUCUGAAUUAUAUCAUUAUAUUUGUAUAACUUAGUUGAAGGGGAAUUUCGAUAAGCUUGACCAAGUGUUUUUUUUGUCGGUCACAAAUGCAUGAAUGUAACAAACAGACUUGUUUCUGGUUCCACGAGAAACAGUGUCUUGAAAUGAUUA